Trichomycterus rosablanca is the source of this 3634-nucleotide messenger RNA. Its product is annotated as interleukin-31 receptor subunit alpha. Bases 17 to 2707 code for a protein of 896 amino acids. Gene Ontology annotation, biological process: cytokine-mediated signaling pathway. The transcript has 14 exons. NCBI's taxonomy places the organism in Eukaryota, Metazoa, Chordata, Actinopteri, Siluriformes, Trichomycteridae. The record is from RefSeq and is a predicted model, not a curated record. Gene Ontology annotation, molecular function: cytokine receptor activity; cytokine binding. Gene Ontology annotation, cellular component: signaling receptor complex; external side of plasma membrane.
GAUGAUUUACACAUGAAUGGGGAUGGAGGAGAAGAAUCACACUUGUGCUGGAUUUUUCUCCUGGAUGUUUUUUUGUAUACUUUUAUCUACAACAACGUCGUCAGUGCCCAGCAGCAUACACUGUGAGAUCCUGGAGCAUGCCAACAUCACCUGUUACUGGAGUGCUGUCAGUUUGGAUCAUACUAACUACACACUGUCAGUUAAUAAAACUAAUUGUGGGACUAAUUCCAUGAUCGUGGGCUCCUGUACUACAACAAACACUCAGUGCUCAGUGACAAUCGGAUCGUUGUCUCAUUGCUUCUGUGUGGAUGUGAUGGCACAGUCCUGCUCAAAAUCCACCAGAUCACCUCCCCACUGCUUUAAUGGGAUUGAUGCAGUUAAGCUGUACCCACCCGAGAUCAUAUCUCUUGCCACAGUUCCCGGGAAAACCCAGUGUCUAAGGCUGAAGUGGAUAGAUCACAUGUCUGAAAAUGUGCCAUCUGAGAGCAAUUUUCGAAACAUACAGAUAGAAUACAGCACUUCAUACCAGUCCCAGUCCUGGAAAAUGAAUGCCAGUCUUCACGAUUGGCAGAAAGAUCUAUGUGGCUUACAUCCAGGAACAAAGUACUCGGUCAGGGUUCGAGCUCAGGACACAAGAGCGGCACAGCACUGGAGCUCCUGGAGCACCAUCACACAGGCCACCACACCAGAAGCUGCCCCAACAGCUGCACCCGAAAUGUGGAGACACAUCCAGCCAGUGGGCACGAAUGCACAGAGGCUCAUCACCUUGCUUUGGAAGCCUCUCCUGUGGCCGGACACUAAUGGUGUGAUUCUGCACUACACUGCUUUAUGCUGGAAUAACCUGGACUCUGGACACUGGGACUGUGGUGAUAUAGAUUCCUCCAGCACUUCCUGUGUUUUUUCUGUGUCUGCUCAACCCUGUACCUGUAACCUGUCUGCAUCCAACUGUGCUGGGACUUCACCAGCUGCUUCAAUGUACAUACCUAGAGAACAAGAUACAGUGCUCCCAGCACCUGAAAGCAUCAGCAUCACCCCACUGGACGACUUCCAGCUGAACGUGGUAUGGAAAGUGGCAAUAGACCUAUCAGAGGCCAGCUUUGUAGUGGAAUGGUUUCUAAUACCCAACAACACAGCUUGCGCUUUGCACUGGAAAAUUCUAAAUGGCUCCACAAGAAACUUUAUUAUUACAGAUGGCUUACAACCUGAAGUCCCGUAUAAUGUUUCCGUCCGAGUUUUUCACAACAAUGCAGUUGGGGCUGCAAGAUUUGCCACUGCUUUUACUCGACAGGGAGUUCCCUCUGUUGGCCCAACGCUGGAAGUGCUUCAGACAGCAAGUGACUGUGUGACUCUGAAGUGGCGAGCUCUUCCUCUGGAGAUACUGAGGGGAUUCAUCCAAAACUACAUCGUUUUAUAUCAAAUCUCUGGCAAAAUGAAAUCUCAAGUGUUAGGAAGAAAUGUUGAGCAGUUUUCCCUGACUGAUCUUUCUCCGGGGGAGUACAGCUUCUGUGUGACGGCCAACACGGUGGCAGGGGACGCUGCAGGCCCGUGGGUCACUGUGGUUGUGUGGAGUGAUAACAUACCAGUGAUGGCCAUAGUCUUGUGCGCUGUAGGAUUUCUGCUGAUUGUAGUAAUCUUGCUAAGCCAGGCUGUGAGGAUUCAGCAAAGUCUCUGUCCAGCCAUCCCUGACCCCUCCAAGAGCAACCUGUCCUCCUGGCCAUCUAUUUCUUCACGUCAGCUUCCAGUCUUGGACUUCAAACCUUCUCCUCCUCCUCUUCUUAAGCCCAUUUUUGUAGGGCGAUUACCUGGCACUUGUGAUUACCACCAUCAUGAGGAGAGUCAAGUCUGGGCUUUCAGCAAAUAUAUUAACUUCUAUACUCCAGUUAUGGCCAAUACAGACAAACGAACAUCUGAACCAACAUUUAGUAAACUGGAUGAUGAAGAAAUGACUGAAGAUCUAACCACUGACUUUAGUCACCAGAACAGCAUCAUGACAAAACUACAGAGCAGCAUCCAACCUGACUCAUCUUCUAGUUUUUCAGCAGUUCCUGAUUCCUACCUUGACAUAGACAUGGUGGACACAGGUUUAUGUGAAAGAAACUUUGAGAUAUGUCAAGAGACCAAUACAUUUUCUAGUCCACCACUUUCCACAUCCUGUGGUAGAGUGGACACACUGGACAAUGAUCAUCUUCAUAAAAAGAACAUUAUGUCCAGGUUAAAAUCGUGUUGUUACACUCAUGUAUCUACCAGUUGUCUUCCAGUCACUGAGUCAUAUCAUGAUCUUUGUACACUUAAUCAAAAUUUCUGUAAUCCUUUACCUAAAAGUAGUCUUUCAGAAACCCAUCUAUCCUCUAGUUACCAUCCAGUCUCUGAGCCUUCACUGGAGUGUGAUGGUUAUAUAACAGUGGACGCAGCUGACUUUCUUCAUCAAAGUAUGUCGAAAACCGGGGCCUGUGGCUACAUUCAUCUGUCGACUAGUUAUCUACCAGUUCCUCUGUCCAAUUCAGAUUCUGCAUUAAAGGAAACAGACUCAAGUACAUUUCUUUAUAAAAACAGUUUAAAGUCCUGCUGCUUCAACUAUGCUCAGACUCUUGACUCACACUCUUCACUUGAUUUUGAAAUAGACGAUGUUUAUAGGACUUUAGAGCCAGAUGAGUGUCCAUUACAGAAACACAAUACAGAAGACUCAGCAGACCUGCUAAGAUCAUGAAUGUCAAUCAAUGCAUUAAAAUGUAAAGAUUCCGAGCUUGUGAGUUGAAAUCUCUGAUGCCAUCAAUCUUACCAAGCAUCCAAUAGACACAGCUGGCUGUAUCUGAAGAAGCGAGGAUGAUGGGGUUUCGUUCAUGUUGCACAAAUAUAACUUCUGCUGUCUGGUUGAGCCUGAACAAGUGGUGGAUGAUUCACAGAAUAGAAUAGCGUGAGUCUCCAUACGCAAUAUGGAUCUCUGUAAGAUUCCAUUGCUGAGAGGUUCAGCUUUAAAUCUUAGGAACGUGAAAUCUAAAGGCAUUAAAAUGUAUUCAUUUUACACCUUCCAAACUUUGAUUUGGCUCUAAACUCUGGGUCAGUAUCUUCCCUCCCAGCUUUUUAUCUGUGUGAAAUAAUGAGAAACAUUAAACACUUUUACACAGAUUUAGACUUUUAACAAAUUGAGAGAGUUUGUAUGGCAAGGCUAGUUAAUUUCUUUUAUAAAUUUUAGUAAAUGCUUGGAAGGUUGUGGCGUUGUUUUUUUUUUUCAAUAAGUAUACUUAAAAUGUGCAAUCUAAAUGAAAAUUAUAAAUAGUUUAAACAAGAAGGUGCUGUAGAUUUUAUUAAGUGUAGCGGAUGAUUAGGCAUUGCAUGUUUUGACAUGUUUUUUUUAUUUUACAUUCCAAGAAUGCAUGUUUUUAUAUCAUCAGCAGCUGAUUUGUAUGUUAAGUUUCGCAUGUUUUAGCCAGUCAUCAUUUUGUUUUUUUAAUGCACAAUCAAAAUCGAGACCUCAUGUUUUGUUGACUCAUUUAUGGCCAUGCAGUACAAUGUUUGUUUUGUGUGUCUUGUGUAACUGUUCAUGACAAAGCCAACAUAUUUAUGAAUGAAGAAAAAAAACUCUACAACUGUGAUAAAACUGUGAGUUUGGUCUUGUUUCAGUAAAGAAUCUAAU